UCAGACAGCAUACUGCCAAAGGAAGGCAGGCAAGAGAGGGGGGAAAAGACAUUAUUUUUUUUCUCCUGUGUGGUUUUUAAAAGCAAGAAUACAGCAUCUUUAGACAGGAUGUGCUCUUGCAGGAAUUUAAGUGGAAGAGACAAAGAAACCAUGCCACCAGCAGCAUCGGAGAAAAAAACUGAAACCACCAAGCAAUGAGAAUUCAGUCCAGAGAAUCUGAGGAGAAGAAAAAGCAAACUGGCCAACAGAGAUCAGUCAGGAAAUAAUUCCAGUAGAAGGGGAUACAAAAAAUUUGGUGUUUGUAACAUUUUCACAGCAGCAUCACCAUAAAGAAAUUGUGUUCUGGAAUUUCCAUCAGGGAGUGACGAGCACUACAAUUAAGAUCCAAACAACAUCAUCAGUGCUGCAGCUUCUCCAAGGAACAUCUUCCCUUUCCACAGGGAGAUCAGCAUCAAGAGAGACAAAAAACUCCCAAGCAACAUCCUGAUGGGAAUAACCGUCCAAAACAUCACAGGAAGCACAGCAAUGGUAAUUUGGCCAAAAAUGGCCGGUUGUGUCGACAGCUUUUACAGCAUCAUGUACCACCCUAACUGGAACAGCAUGCUAUCCAGCUACUCCAGAAAGAGCUUUCAGAAGGAAGAGAGGGUGCCCACCACCCGCUCCUCCUUUGUUGUUGAAAACCUGACUCCCCUCACAACGUACAUCAUGUGCGUGACCUGCCAGUCCGCAAACCCCUCCAGCGACCAGUGCAGAGUUUUUAACACACUGGAGCGAGACCCAGGCUCGGCGAGCAGCACCAAGAAAGAGCUGGCCCUGGGCAUCUGGCUGACCAGCAGCGUCCUGCUCCUCAUCAUCGCUGCAGUCCUGCUCUACGGCUGCCUGCACCUCCUGUGCCGCAGGAGACGCGAGCGCCUGCGAGAGCGGGACGGGACCUCCAAACAACAGCAUGAGCAGCCAUGGACCAAAAACGCAGCCUACGUCUUAGAUGAGGCCAGCAGGCAGAGCCAGCAGACGCAGGAUGCUGAGGAAAAGCAUCCAGGUAGCAUCCAGCUGGCCACAAUCAUAGAGAAUCUCGCAGUGUGCAAUGAGCCCAUUGUGCCAUCUUCUAAAAGUCAGGAACAAGUCCCAGUAACAGGACAGCACUCAGCUAUAAAUUAGAAACAUUUCAUCCAGAAGGUUUUUGCUCCAUAAGGUACCUUCAAACACAUCACAUGCACUGUUGGUGCUCACAACAGGGAGCUCUCACUGCUGGCCACAUCACUUCUGGCUGUACCUCUCAUGUCACACCCCUUUCCAACAGCCUGUAUGUAAAGGUUCCCAAAGUAUGCAAAGUGCCCCAGAAGUGCGCACUUCAGCCAACCUCCAUUAUUUAAAAAUGAAGCAUGUAGCAAGUAAUUGGUUUACAUUUCAAGGGGAUGUUUUCAUUGUUUUUCUUUAGUCUAAAACAGCAAACAAAUAUAAAAAGUAAUCAAAACUGACCAAAAGAAUUUUUAUUAACUAGCAUGAAUAAAACUGAGUAGAAGUUUUGAGAUGGCAACCCAGACUGCUACACUACAGGCAACUGGAACAUACACACAGAGUGCAGAGGUUUGCCAGUGUGAGGUUUAUCCUGACAAUCCCAGCUGCUUCCCAAAACACACACUACAAAUAGUACUACACUCAGACAACACACUCCACUGCCCAGGGCAUUGUCCUGCCCUCCCAUCUGCACUGAGGUCAGUCUCAGAAUGUAAAAUAAACUCACCAGGAUUAACUGUACUCUCUAAUCUGUCUUCUUUUCCCCCAGUCUAAAUACACGCAAGAUACUGACUUUGUAAGGAAUGUCUAAUUAAAGAAAUAUCCUGGAUUACCACAUUUUGCACUCUUCUGCUUCCACCACAAGCUACCUGCUGCUCCAUGGGCCAGUAACUCCCUGCAGAGGAAAUGGAAUUCAGAGAGACGGCUCCUGGCCCUUCCUUUUCUCCUUCCCUUUCAGUUUUAAUGAUAACACGCAUUAAUCAGCUGCAAAUUCCUUUCCAAUUGCACAGAACAUGAAAGGGGACAAAAUAGUAAAAACAUGCCAAAAUGCAUUUUAUUUUUGUAACAAGAAAACCUGCUGAUCAUCUCACUCUGCCUUGAGCUUCGUGGCAAAGUGCCAAGGUCCUUCAGACAGAAAUCUGCUCACCCUCACAACAUGACAAGUGUCAUCUGAUUUACAUGUAUAAGUCACCCUGUUUUAAACCUCUUAAGUGCAUUUGUGCUCCAUAAAAACAUAAUAAAUCUUAGCAUUGCUGUAUACUAUGCCUAAAAAAAGAAAGGUGUGCUGUGACUGCAGGCACUUAAUUGCUCUUGUUAUGAAUGUAUGUGUGAAGUCAGCUCCAUCUGACACAGCUCAGUUGUACCAGUUGUACCAGUGAAGGCUGGAGAACUUCUGGCUGGGCAGCUGCCAUCCCUCUUCACUGGGCCCUGGAGGCUAAGGGGGGAUACAGUUUUGGCAAGAGAGCUCCCCAUGAAUAUCUCACAGCAGGUAGUGGAUCUUUUCAGCUACUCUAUUUUGACAACAAUUCCCACGACUUGUGAAAUGCAUCAACUCUCAGAGUGCUAGGGAGAAGCUGGCAUAAGUGUGAUGAAUCUUUACUUUUUUUUUUUUUUUUUUUAAGAUAAGCAUGACACACAGAAACGUUUGCUGAACGGGGGCGAGUAUGACUUUCAGAAAACACUUCAAAAGGCAUUUUUAUUGUGUGAAGUUAGCAAUAACAUGUUCUCCACCUGCUGCAGAGCUCUUCCUCCAGCUGACACCUUUUUCUUUGUCUUGCACUCUGCACUCAGUCUCAAAUAAACCGUGAGAAUAACAGUUCACUGCUGUUUUAAGUGACAGUGUUAGGUGAAAUAGGCACUGAAACACCCUCAUCAGAGCAUGAAGCCAACACAACAGGUUUACUGCCAGAAAAGGGUGCCUGGGUAGCAAGAACAGAAAAAAUGCUUUAAAAUUAUCUUGUUAUCAAAUUAACAGUAAUGCUUCUCUGAUUAGGUUUUCAUAAAAAAAAAUAUUAUUUUAAUAUUAAAGGGAUGAAACUAAGAGAGACACAGUCAAUCUCUGCCAACAUCUUGGGCUCUUGGAAACCUGUUUACUUCUAUGCAUGUCCAUUUCUUUAUGUGUUUUAUGAGUUUUAAGGCAGUCCAAGACAUAUACUCACAUUUAUGUUAUAUACACAUGUACAUGCCAUACUGAGAACAAGGAGCAGUUCAGUCUUACAGCAGUUUCAAGGCAAUUAAUCUACUGCAUUUUGUUAUUUGUAAACAAACACACAUAACCAAAAGACAUGCCUAUAUCCAACUGAGAAGGCAAAGAGCUACCAUGGAAGUGCUUCCCAAGGGACUUACCUUCUCUAAAUAUAAAACCAUUCCACCCACAGAGUUUACUGUGCACUACUAAGAUAAACAUUCAUAUCAUCCCACAAGCAAUGGACCAUCUCCCACCUGCUGCAAACGAGCAACUCAUGCAGAGUGUCAUCUGUUUUCUGCUCUAGUUUUGAAAAACUCAUGUCAUCACAUGCUCACAGAGCUACAUGAUUCUCUGUUUCUUGCUGAGAAAGUUUUAUUAAGGUUCAUUCAGGCAAUUCUGUAUUAGAUUUGAUAAUUCACCACUCAAUAUUAGCAGCCAUCGAAAAAAGGGCAAAUAUUCUAGAUGAUUACCAAACUGAUAGAAAGUUGUAGUGCAAACUGAUUUCAAUUUGUGCACCAGAGGUGGAUAAAAAAACAUUAUAUUCACAGUAAGAAGUACCUUUCAAACAUGUAUUUUUCACAAAAUAAAUGAGCUAGCAUGUACAGAGUGAUGAAGACAUAAAAACAUGACAAUAUUUGGAAAAUAUUGUACAAGACAGAAAAAACGCCCUGCAAUUCUGGUCUACAAAACCUCUAUAAAACCAAGUAUUUCAUAAACAUGCAAAGUUAGUUCAAGCCCCCAGAAAAGAUACUUUCUUAUAUGUAUAUUAUAAAAUAUUUCAUGCAUUCACCCCAUAUUGCCAAAUUCCAGCCUGUUAACAUUAGUAUCAUUAAUCCUACACAUACUUUACCUGAGUAAAAGGGUUUCAUUGAUCAUGCUCAACCAAACUUUCGGAAUAAUCCAGCUCACUUUUAAAGGCUAAUUAAAGGCUAAUUUUGAAGGCUUGCUCCUUCCCACCUGACCACUCUGCUUCCAUAUCAACCAGAAGUAGUAAGUUGUAUCUGUGAGUUUUUGUUUUGCUAAUUGCAUGAAGAUACCACUCAGAAAACUUUAGGUGCUAAAGAGAAUGUUACUACAACUCUAUUCUAAGUAUCAAGACACAUUAAUAUAGAACAGAUGCUUUGAUCCAUUUAGAAAUAUCUGGGAAUAUUUGAAUACUUUGAGAUACAAAU
Messenger RNA from Oenanthe melanoleuca, 4377 nucleotides. RefSeq names its product fibronectin type III domain-containing protein 9-like. Bases 487 to 1158 code for a protein of 223 amino acids. The transcript has 2 exons. Lineage: Eukaryota; Metazoa; Chordata; Aves; Passeriformes; Muscicapidae. Gene Ontology annotation, molecular function: protein binding. The record is from RefSeq and is a predicted model, not a curated record.